This is a messenger RNA of Brassica oleracea var. oleracea, 435 nucleotides long. RefSeq lists its product as uncharacterized. Bases 55 to 435 code for a protein of 126 amino acids. NCBI's taxonomy places the organism in Eukaryota, Viridiplantae, Streptophyta, Magnoliopsida, Brassicales, Brassicaceae. The transcript has a single exon. The record is from RefSeq and is a predicted model, not a curated record.
ACAAACUCAUCGAAGAAAAAUCUCAAAUCUAUUUUUUGGUUUACUAUAACCAUUAUGGUGAUAUUAUCAUUGAUAUGUUCAGAAGGUUAUAAAAUUCCCAUUACAGGGCCGCUAAUGAAAGUCGAAAUUAAGAAUAAUAAUACAUAUAUUCUUGAUGUGCAUUGUAAAUCAGCAGACGAUGAUAUAGGGUCGCGUGCUCUUAAGAACGGUGAAUCAUAUCGUUGGCAGUUUUAUGUUAAUUUUUUUAAUAGUACACUAUACUUUUGUGAAUUUCAUCAAGGUAAAGUAACCAAAGGUGUGUUCGACAUUUACGAUGCGCUUAGAGAUUUUAAAAGAUGUACUCGAUGUACAUGGAUGGCAGAGACUGAUGGUGUUUACGGAUUUAGUGAGAAGAAACCACCACCAGCCGCAGUGUUUUAUAAAUGGUUAAAUUAG